Messenger RNA from Nerophis lumbriciformis (worm pipefish), 3201 nucleotides. The record is from RefSeq and is a predicted model, not a curated record. Lineage: Eukaryota; Metazoa; Chordata; Actinopteri; Syngnathiformes; Syngnathidae.
AUGCCGGUGUUUCACACAAAGACGAUAGAAAGUAUCCUGGAGCCGGUGGCUCAGCAGAUCUCCCAUCUGGUGAUCAUGCAUGAAGAGGGCGAGGUGGAUGGCAAGGCGAUCCCCGACUUGACGGCACCGGUGGCGGCCGUGCAGGCGGCGGUGAGCAACCUGGUCCGGGUUGGGAAGGAGACUGUCCAAACCACAGAUGACCAGAUCAUGAAAAGGGACAUGCCACCAGCAUUUAUCAAGGUUGAAAAUGCAUGCACUAAGUUGGUCAAGGCCGCUUCCAUGCUGAAAGCCGACCCAUACUCGGUUCCUGCUCGAGACUACCUCAUCGACGGCUCCCGGGGUAUUCUCUCCGGAACCUCUGACCUGCUCCUCACCUUCGAUGAAGCAGAGGUUCGCAAAAUAAUCCGGGUGUGCAAAGGAAUCCUGGAAUACCUGACUGUUGCAGAGGUGGUGGAGUCCAUGGCGGACCUUAUAACAUACACAAAGAACUUAGGACCAGGGAUGACCAAGAUGGCCAAGAUGAUCGAUGAGAGGCAACAGGAGUUGACUCACCAGGAGCACCGCGUCAUGCUCGUCAAUUCCAUGAACACAGUCAAAGAGCUGCUCCCAAUCCUCAUCUCAGGAAUCAAAAUCUUUGUGACUACCAAGACGUCGGGGAGCCAAGGCGUAGAGGAAGCCCUGAAGAACCGAAACUUCACUUUCGAGAAAAUGAGCGCUGAGAUCGUUGAGAUCAUCCGAGUUUUGCAGCUCACGUCUUGGGACGAGGAUGCUUGGGCCAACAAGGACACAGAGGCCAUGAAACGAGCUUUGGGGCUCAUCGACUCCAAGAUGGCUCAAGCUAAAAACUGGCUGCGCGAUCCCAACGCCCCACCGGGUGACGCAGGCGAGCAGGCCAUCCGGCAGAUCCUGGAUGAAGCCGGCAAAGUCGGCGAAUUGUGCACAGGGCGGGAACGGAGGGAUAUUUUGGGCACGGCCAAGACUCUGGGUACGAUGACGGACCAGGUGUCUGAGAUGAGGGCCAGAGGUCAAGGCGCGUCCCCAGCUGCCAUGCAGAAAGCGCAGCAGAUCUCCCAAGGUCUGGAUGUCCUGACCGGUAAGGUGGCAAACGCCGCUCACAAGCUGGAAGCUAUGACCAACUCCAAGCAGGCCAUCGCCAAGAGAAUGGAUGCCGCUCAGAACUGGCUGGCAGAUCCGAAUGGUGCUCCGGAAGGGGAGGACAACAUCAAGGCUCUCCUCAUGGAAGCCAAGAAGAUCGCGGACAUGUGCGAGGACCCCAAAGAACGGGACGACAUCCUGCGCUCUAUUGGUGAAAUCGCCGGAAUGACCGCCAAGUUGACGGAUCUCAGGAGACAGGGAAAAGGCGACACCCCCGAAGCCAGAGCCUUUGCCAAACAAAUUGCCACGGCCCUGCAGAAUCUGCAAUCGAAAACAAACAAAGCCGUGGCCAACAGCAGGCCCGCCAAGGCUGAUGUCCACUUGGAAGGAAAGAUUGAGCAAGCCCAGCGCUGGAUUGAUAACCCCUCCAUUGAUGACAAUGGCGUGGGCCAGGCGGCAAUCCGAGGGCUGGUGGCCGAGGGUCGCAGGCUGGCCAACGCCCUGCCCGGCCCCUACAGGCAAGAGCUGCUGGGAAAAUGCGAGCAGGUGGAGCAGCUCAUGGCGAAGUUGGCUGACCUGGCAGCUCGUGGCGAGGGCGACUCUCCUCAAGCGCGUGCAAUCGCUCAAGAGCUACAGGAGGCCCUAAAAGACCUCAAAGGUAAAAUGCAAGCAGCGAUGACUCAAGAAGUUUCUGAUAUCUUCAGCGAUACCACCACACCCAUUAAGCUAUUAGCGGUGGCUGCUACCGCCCCCCUGGAUGCGCCCAACAGGGAUGAGGUUUUUGACGAGCGGGCCGCCAAUUUUGAGAACCACGCCAACAGGCUUGGCGCCACAGCGGAGAAAGCGGCUGCUGUGGGCACGGCCAACAAGAGCACUGUGGAGGGCAUCCAGGCGGCUGUCAAGUCCACCAGAGAUUUAACGCCGCAGGUGGUGUCUGCUGCCAGGAUCCUGCUGAGAAACCCAGGCAACCAAGCUGCCUACGAACAUUUCGAGACCAUGAAGAAUCAGUGGAUCGACAAUGUGGAGAAAAUGACCGGUCUGGUGGACGAGGCCAUUGACACCAAGUCCCUCCUGGAUGCAUCGGAGGAAGCCAUCAAGAAGGAUCUGGACAAAUGCCGCGUCGCCAUGGAUAAGCAGCAGCCGCAGAUGCUAGUCGCUGGUGCCACCAGCAUCGCCCGCAGGGCCAACCGCAUCCUCCUGGUGGCCAAGCGCGAGGUGGAGAACUCUGAGGACCCCAAAUUCCGCGAGGCGGUCAAAGCGGCGUCCGAUGAGCUCAGUCAGACAAUCUCACCCAUGGUCAUGGACGCCAAAGCCGUUGCCGGGAACAUCCAUGAUCCCAAUCUCAGAAAGGGCUUCUUGGACUCGGGGUACAAAAUUCUUGGUGCAGUUGCCAAGGUCAGGGAGGCUUUCCAACCUCAAGAACCCGACUUCCCACCACCGCCUCCUGAUUUGGAUCAACUGAAUCUCAACGACGAGCCUGCUCCACCCAAACCUCCGCUUCCCGAAGGCGAGGUUCCUCCCCCCCGGCCUCCUCCGCCAGAGGAGAAAGACGAAGAGUUCCCCGAGCAGAAGGCCGGCGACAUGGUCAAUGAGCCCAUGAUGGUGGCUGCCAGGCAGCUUCACGACGAGGCCCGCAAGUGGUCCAGCAAGGGUAACGACAUCAUUGGCGCAGCCAAGCGGAUGGCCCUGCUCAUGGCGGAGAUGUCGCGACUGGUGCGCGGCGGCAGCGGGAAUAAGCGUGCCCUCAUUCAGUGCGCCAAGGACAUCGCUAAGGCGUCCGACGAAGUCACGCGGCUCGCCAAGGAGGUCGCCAAACAGUGCACUGACAAGCGCAUCCGGACCAACCUGCUCCAGGUAUGCGAACGUAUUCCCACCAUUAGCACCCAGCUCAAGAUCCUGUCCACGGUCAAGGCCACCAUGUUGGGUCGGACCAACAUCAGCGAAGAAGAAUCAGAACAGGCUACGGAGAUGCUGGUCCACAACGCUCAGAAUCUGAUGCAAUCUGUAAAGGAGACUGUGCGAGAGGCCGAAGCGGCUUCCAUCAAAAUCCGCACGGACGCCGGGUUCACCCUGCACUGGGUCCGCAAGACUCCAUGGUACCAGUAA